CUCUGACACAACAACGAUUGGCCAGGCACUGCAGAGUCCGUGAAUCUUGCUCAUUGCGUGUGCGUACAAGCAGGCUUAUCCGUCUGCGACGAAACCUGGCGUGAGUCUGUUUGCAACCACGGGACGAGGGCUGCCCAGCCAGGUGGACGAAUGGCUACAUGUAAUAGUCAACAGCGCCAUGAAGGGGUCGGAUCGCGCUCCUCAAGCGCAGCCGCUCGCAAUCUCUUUCUUCUCUAGCCGCCAUUUCAUUCUUUCAUUCUCCAUCUGUCCGUGUGCACGGCGUUCUCGUGGGCUCAAAAAGCGUGAUCACACGCUUUGAAGACACCUGAAGAGAAAAUACCGUAAUCCACAUUCAGCCAUACGCCUCGAUCAAUCACUCCACAACCUGCCGAGAAUCCCGCACACCCUACCGACCGGCACAGGCCCACAGCGACAUGGUGCUCAAGCAGAAAACGCCGCCAGACUCCACCACUUCCCCCUCCUCAUCUCCGUCCCAAAUGGCGGGCUUCGUGCGCGUGGAGGAAGACGGCGAGAAACAGCGCAAGCGCUCGCUGUCAGCGUCGUCGCCGUGCUCUGUGGCCACUCCCGAGGGCCGCGCGAGUGCUAAGAGCAAGGUGUUCUCUCGUUGGCUCUACGGCGUUCUGCGCGGCGACACGCUGCUGCUCUACUGGCGCCGCACCGACUACAAGCGCAAAACGCCCCCGCUGGAUUCGCUCGCGCUACAGAUGCAGCCAGCCGCGCCUAACGAAAGCGUCUUUGGCUUCGAUCACGAGUGCCUCUACGUACGUGCAAAGGAUUCCGGGCGCAUAGUCGCUCUUCGCAUCCACCAACGCAAAGAAAUCGUGCGCUGGGUCACUGCGCUUUAUUAUCAGAGUAUCGGGAAUGAAAAGGUAGAACAGAAGAAGGGCAACACCACAAACAGGAAUAGCAGGCACGUCGUUUUACCUGCAGAGACUACUGAGCCAGUGCCAGAGACUCGCAAGAAGAGCGUGUCCUUCCAGGAAGAACCUCAGGUGCGCGUACUGCCGGAACAGGCCUACGACCCAGCCGAUCUCUUUUACUCGGAGGAUGACUACGAGCAGUUUUUGAUGGAAAGGCCCUCACAUCUGUCCAGCCUCAUGAGCACUAUUUAUUCGAAGACAGCGGCUAAGCUACGUGUAUCCAGGAAGAGAUAAGACGAGGAAUAAUUGCUUCGUCUCAAUUAUCUGACGACUUGGAAUUUAAUCUGUAGUGAGCUGUUGCGUGACGCAGUUCAGCUAUAUGAUAAAGACUAAACGUUUUAAUUUUGGAUUUUGUG
Molecule: messenger RNA, 1297 nt
Organism: Phytophthora nicotianae INRA-310
Lineage: Eukaryota; Oomycota; Peronosporomycetes; Peronosporales; Peronosporaceae
Exons: 2
Coding region: 435-1175 (246 amino acids)
Source: RefSeq, a predicted model, not a curated record